Messenger RNA from Protobothrops mucrosquamatus (brown spotted pit viper), 2338 nucleotides. It is a transcript of the gene DDB2, whose product is annotated as damage specific DNA binding protein 2. Gene Ontology annotation, biological process: DNA repair; response to UV. Gene Ontology annotation, molecular function: damaged DNA binding; protein binding. Lineage: Eukaryota; Metazoa; Chordata; Lepidosauria; Squamata; Viperidae. Gene Ontology annotation, cellular component: nucleus; Cul4-RING E3 ubiquitin ligase complex. Bases 151 to 1674 code for a protein of 507 amino acids. The record is from RefSeq and is a predicted model, not a curated record. The transcript is spliced from 11 exons.
CCUCCUCCUUUUUCCUCGCCAGGUUAUGAAACUAUCGAGGAGGGAUUUCGAUAGGCAAGUGCCCGAGUUGGGGGUUGCCUAUCCGGCGAGCCUCUGCAUCGCUACAGGGGUGAACGUGCGAGCUAGGUCGCGAGACGCCAGUAGAACAAAAUGGGUUCUAGGAAGCAGUCAAAGGAUGAGCAUCUGAAUCCACGUGAGCAUCAAUCAGAAAAAGUGUCAAAAUCAUCUGGAAAAAGGAAACGAGACUAUGGAGAACUAGAUAAUGAGCUACAAGCAAAAAAACUAUUUGUGAAGAAAACCAAACUACAAAAAAUUGGACAAGCUUGUUUUGGCUCCAUGGUUCGAAAUUCAAGAGUUGCCUUCCAUCCAUGGGAAAUGCAAAAGAAUAUUGUCCACUAUAUUUAUCAAAAUAUGGUGGGUGGCACUAUUGGACCACAGCUUAAGAAGUGUCUCCAGGUGCCCUUUGUACGUUCUCUCUACUUGUACCGUCUGUUCCGAACAGCAAGUCCGUUUGACAGAAGAAUUACGGCUCUGGAAUGGCAUCCAAUGCACCCCAGCACGGUGGCUGUGGGCUCCAAAGGAGGAGACAUCAUCUUGUGGAAUUACGAAGUGCUCAAUAAAACAUGUUUUAUUAAAGGGAUUGGAGCUGGAGGGGCUAUCACAGGAAUGAAGUUUAAUCCUUUUAAUCCAAGUGAGCUGUACACAUCGUCAGUUGCUGGAACUACUGCCUUGCAAGAUUUUAAUGGCAAUACAAUACGGGUCAUGGCCAAUACCGAUGACUGGGAUUUCUGGUAUUGCAGUGUUGAUGUAUCUGCAACUCGUCGGACUGUAGUAACAGGAGAUAAUGUAGGGAAUGUGAUUUUGUUUAGUACUGAAGGUGAACAGAUAUGGAAUUUGAAGCUGCACAAAAAGAAAGUAACUCACGUGGAGUUUAAUUCUCACUGUGAUUGGCUGCUGGCUACGGCCUCUGUAGAUCAGACAGUCAAAAUCUGGGAUCUGAGAAAUCUUAAGGAUAAAUCAAGUUGUCUUCAUGUACUUCAGCAUGAUAAAGCUGUCAAUGCAGCUUAUUUCAGCCCAACAGAUGGUGCUAAGCUACUGAGUACAGAUCAGCACAAUGAAAUCCGGGUUUAUUCUUCUUCGGAUUGGUCCAAACCACAGCAUUCAAUUUCACAUCCCCAUAGGCAGUUCCAGCAUCUCACACCUAUCAAGGCAACGUGGCAUCCUCGUUAUGAUCUCAUUGUGGUUGGUCGUUAUCCAGACCCUAAGUUCCCAGGGUACACAGCAGAUGAGCUGAGAACUGUUGACAUAUUUGAUGGAGACAGUGGAGAGAUGGUGUGCCAACUGCACGAUCCAAAUGCAUCGGGCAUUUUCUCGCUCAAUAAGUUUAACCCCAUGGGCGACACCUUGGCUUCAGGAAUGGGCUUUAAUAUUCUGAUAUGGGACCGAGAAGUGAUGAUAAGUAAGAAGCAGGAGGAUCUCAUGCAAGCUAUGAAAGAGCAGAAAAUUGGGCUUAAGAAUGUACUCCACCAAAGAGGACAGAGGCAAAGACAAUCAAACACGGAAACAAACAAAUUCAAAACUAAACUGCUCAGUGCUGAAUUUGAGGACACUAAAACAAAGGGCAAAGAAUACACACUGCACACUAAGAGAAGAAAGAAUCCGGAGGACUCAUGAGUCAGGCUUGUGUCACUACUGUUUGCUUGGAGCCAAGUUAAUGCCGCUGGCCUAACUUGCAACAUUGACUUCAGAAGGAAGCCCUUUACAUUAGACCAUCUUCUUUAAUGAUGGAAAUUAUGUUGCAGAACUGAGUCAUCCAUUAUUAUCCAAGGCAUAAGGCAUAUAUAUAUAUAUACAUGUCCUUAAAUGAGCUAAAAAACCCCACAUUCUGUUGUGUGUACCUGAAGGCUUUUAAUUGUUUAAGACAAAGCACAGUGCACAAAGGUAUGCUAACAAUCCAGAUUGCAGUAUAUUUUCGGAACUGGCUCUUUUCUUUUUAUAAUAUAUUGAAAACAAUCUUAUGCUUGUCCUAUGCUCACUAAAAAUAAGAGCAUUUAUGUUUUAAGGAGCAACAUAAUUUGUGUGUUCUCAGACACAGGUAUUUGUAAUUUUGUGAGAUUUGUAAAACUGUCUAAAAGAUAUAUAGAGGUACAAAGAAGGCAACUAGCUAUAGGUACCUUACUUUGCAACGAUUAUUCUUGUGAUUCACUUAACUGUGUUCUUUUGUUCAAAAAUAAUAUGUUUAAUAAGGUUUUGUAUCAGAAAUUAUUUUGUUAUACAGAGAAGCUAACAUGCUAGGACAUAAGCCUGCUCAAAGAAUAGGUCUGAGAAGCUUAAUAAA